AUGCUCGCCUCGCACGUCUCCGCGUUCGCCCGCGGCGAUGCGAUCAUGACUCCACAACACUCGAAGCGGUCGUCGGGCGCGCGCGUCACGCGCGUCGUCGAGGCAAAGGAGUCGCGCAUCGGCAAGAAGCCGGUGGCCGUGCCCAAGGGGGUGACGUACACCUUGAAGGAUAACCAUCUCGCCGUGAAGGGUCCGAAGGGUGAGCUCAAGAUGCAGUUUCCGCCCACGAUGGUCUUCGAGGAGCAAGGAGAUGCGAUCAAGAUUACUCGCUCGGAUGACUCGCCGGAGGCGCGCAAGGGCCACGGGUUGUACCGCACCCUCGCCGACAACAUGUUUGUCGGCGUUUCCACGGGCUUUGAGAAGAAGCUCAAGCUAUUGGGUGUGGGUUACAAGGCUGCGAUGCAGGGGAAGGACCUGAACCUGUCACUCGGCUACUCUCACCCGGUGAUCAUGAAGUUGCCGGAGGGCAUCACGGUGACGUGCCCGUCCAACACUGAGGUGGUGGUGAGCGGCUACGACAAGGUUGAGGUUGGCAACUUUGCGGCGAUUAUUCGGGCUAAGCGUCCGCCGGAGCCGUACAAGGGUAAGGGUAUCCGUUACGAGAACGAAGUGGUGAUUCAAAAGGAGGGUAAGCGCGGGAAGUAA
Molecule: messenger RNA, 645 nt
Organism: Ostreococcus tauri
Lineage: Eukaryota; Viridiplantae; Chlorophyta; Mamiellophyceae; Mamiellales; Bathycoccaceae
Product: Ribosomal protein L6, conserved site
Exons: 2
Coding region: 1-645 (214 amino acids)
Biological process (GO): translation
Cellular component (GO): ribosome
Molecular function (GO): rRNA binding; structural constituent of ribosome
Source: RefSeq, a predicted model, not a curated record